GGUCCGGCCGUCAGGGCAUAUGGCCCGUGGCGAGAAGCCCGAAGGCGGGAACUAGCAAACGAGGCUUCGGCCGCGAGUGUGCGUGGAUGCAAAUUCUUGGCGCGCCAUUCACACGAUAGAAGGCGAAGGUUUCUUUACCUAUCUUCGAAGAAGCCCCAGAGAAGAGGGAGAGGGAAGGAGAGAUGUACCGGAAGCAAGAAGUCUGCAGGAACUUCCAACGUGGAAGUUGUCAGUAUGGUGCGCGAUGUAAAUUUCUUCAUACGGUUCCACAACAAACAGAGUCCAAUCCUUAUGGAUUUGGUACGAAGGCUGCUUCACAAGCUGAGGCUAACCCUUAUGGCUUUGGUGUAAAGGCUGCUCCACAAGCAAAAGGGCCAGUUGGAUUUGGUGCAAAGAAUCAAAAUCAAAAGCCAUUUGAAAACAAGUGGAACCGAUUUUCUCCACUGAAUUCAGCUAGCACAACAUCAUCUCGGCAAUCAGAAUCUCAGCAGGCGGCCACUCACACGUGCACAAACCCUGAAACAUGCAAAUAUCAAAUUGUUGAAGACUACAAGAGUGAACAGCCUCUUUGGAAGCUUACCUGCUAUGGACACUGGAAGUAUCUCCCCUGUGACAUUACUGGUGAUAUAAGUUAUGAAGAGUUGCGAGCAGCAGCCUAUGAUGAUUCCCGCAAAGGUUUGCCACUACAACUCAUUGUUGAGAGGGAGAGGAAUCUGCUGAAAAACAAGAUAGCAGAAUUUGACAGCUUUCUUCAGAAGCCGUAUGUAAGUUCACAAAAUCAUGGGCCUGUUGCAGCAAAUUUGUUCUCUCAAGCAGCCACAAAUGCAUCUCCGUCUGGAUUCCCGAAUAAUUUGCCUCUGCCAUUUGGUCAAGUUGGUCCUCCAAUCAAUUCAGGGAAUGUACAUAGUAACUUUUUUGUUCAACCUAAUCCAUUUGGUGUUUCUGCUCAAACAUCGUCUGCCUUCAAUAUCAAUAGUUCCACCGCAGGGUCAUUUGGAAGUCAAGGUCCAAAUCAGGCAUUUGGAAGUUCAAGCUUUGCUGCUGCUACCCCAUUUCCUUUAAUUUCAAGUGCAUCGCCAUUUCCUGUUAAUGGGACAAAUGCCAGUAGUAAUGGUUUUCCUAGCAGUAUGCAAGCACCAACAAAUUUUUCUUCUUCGUACGUUACAAACUACGGAAGUGAGGAUAUGACUAACGUUCCUAAGGACAUGAGCAUUUGGUUAAAGGAGGAUUGGGAAGUGGGAGAGGUUCCAGAGGACGAACCACCGCCUAGUGUCAUACAGAGAGUGUAGGGUAGUUAAUGCAGAAUUUCUCAGGAAAUCUUUGGUUGAAGCAGCCACAUUACUCCUGAAAAUUGGCCGAUCAUCUUGAAGAGCCCUUUAUAAUGGGUAAGGCUACUAACUCCUGUGGAGCUAUGUCGGUUGUCUUCUCCACUGCAUCCUAUGUACGUGUUGCCUAGAUUACUAUUUGUGAGGAGAUCACGCCCAGGUGUCCCUGAUGCUAUACCUGUUGCCAUCUGUUUGCGACAGUCGAAUGAGACACAUGCGUGUCAGUGCUUGAAGAAAAUUGCACUUGGAACUGAAGGAAGCCAACUGUGUUGUGUGAAAGGCCUUUCGCACGACUAAAAGUUUUACUUCCACUUAUUGUCGUCAUCCUUGUAAUUUAAUUGUUGGAGGCAUGAUCAAGCAACCCUGUGAUUGUCUUCCACUCUAAUGAAGGCUCUGGUUUUGGUGGUUCUCUGUGAGGAAAUGUGCUUUGAAAAGAAGACGAGCAUGGAUUUCUGAAAGGAAGAUGAAAUAUUUUAAUCUUGAAA
This is a messenger RNA of Nymphaea colorata (pocket water lily), 1810 nucleotides long. Its product is annotated as zinc finger CCCH domain-containing protein 16. Gene Ontology annotation, molecular function: metal ion binding. The transcript has 11 exons. Lineage: Eukaryota; Viridiplantae; Streptophyta; Magnoliopsida; Nymphaeales; Nymphaeaceae. The record is from RefSeq and is a predicted model, not a curated record. The coding region runs from base 183 to 1289 and encodes 368 amino acids.